UGUAAACAAGAUUCCGUGAUGUAAAAAAGUCUUGUUUAUCGCAAGAAUUAUAAAUGAAUGUUUUGAUAAACAAUAAGCUUUAUAACUUUUUCAGUAGUUUUUUAAUUCAAAGUACAGAUGAAAAAGGUUAAUCAAGUUAUUACUUUUGUAUUUUUACUCGUCCUGUGUAUUGGUGGAAUUGGAGAAAGAAGUUCUAGAAAACAUAGCAUAUUUGCUCCUAGUUCAUCGCAUGCUGUUCGUCAUUCUGGUAAAAGACACAUGCUUGCACAAGACCCUGAAAUAUUUGAAAAUACAACAGCUUUUUUUGUUGAACAUUCAAAACCUCAGGCUGAGUCUUUAAUUCAGUUUUUAAACAGUUUGAAACCAGACAACAAUCGUACUACAGCUUCAAGCAUGAGCACGGAUGGCAAUUUAUCAGAUCAGUGCCAUACUGAGAAACUUUGUGAAUCACUGCCAGUUAGCUGCAUCAAAUGUACUUUUAAUUAUUCCUGUGUAUAUGGAGAGGAUGUCAAUGUUUCAUGCGAUGCAAAAGAUGAUGCUCGAUGCCAGGGGAAUCGAACUUUUUUAAGAAGUCAUAGUUGUAGGUAUUGCUAUCAGACACCUAGUUACCAACAUGUAUGCCAAAGAAAUACUUCUUGUCAUGUAGUUAGUGCACCACGGCAGAGGUAUAUUGCAAAAUGCAAUGUUAAACCACACAUUUUAUGUCUCGGGAGCAGAGGAUUUUCUAAACACGUUCCUUGCAAUUGGACAAAAGGGUACAGUUGGGGAACUGCCUUACUUUUGAGUAUUGUCUUUGGAGGUUUUGGCGUGGACAGGUUCUAUCUUGGUAUGUGGCAAGAAGGAAUAGGCAAGUUAUUUAGUUUUGGCGGUUUAGGUGUAUGGACAUUAGUGGAUGUUAUUUUAAUUGCCACUGGAUAUCUUGGACCAGCAGAUCAUUCACUGUAUAUCCGGAAUGAGUUUCUCAAAAUGUAGCUCUAUUCUAAUUAAUGUAAAUAAAA
Messenger RNA from Uloborus diversus, 998 nucleotides. It is a transcript of the gene amx, whose product is annotated as TM2 domain-containing protein 3-like. Bases 118 to 972 code for a protein of 284 amino acids. The record is from RefSeq and is a predicted model, not a curated record. Lineage: Eukaryota; Metazoa; Arthropoda; Arachnida; Araneae; Uloboridae. The transcript is spliced from 5 exons.